Molecule: messenger RNA, 1767 nt
Organism: Truncatella angustata
Lineage: Eukaryota; Fungi; Ascomycota; Sordariomycetes; Amphisphaeriales; Sporocadaceae
Product: major facilitator superfamily domain-containing protein
Exons: 5
Coding region: 1-1767 (588 amino acids)
Biological process (GO): transmembrane transport
Molecular function (GO): transmembrane transporter activity
Source: RefSeq, a predicted model, not a curated record
AUGGCGCGUGCCACUGCUUCUUUCGAAGCACCAAAUUCUGCUGUGCGAGACAGCGAUCCCGAAAAGAAUAUCUCUUGCGCGACAGACACGGAACCAAAUUACAAUCAAGAUGACACAGAAAAAAGUGACUCGUCCACCCCCGAAGGUGUCAAACAGGUUGAGGCGGUCACCAAGACAUGGACAAGGAAGACGUUAUGGGUGACCUUUGUGCUUAUUUGGUUCCUUUCAUUCGUUAUCGAUAUGCUCUCCUCCGUACAGGAUGCGCUUUCCCCGUACGUCACAUCUUACUUCUCCAAACACGGUCUGCUGGCCAACCUCAACAUCCCGUCCCGCAUCAUCGGCGGUGUCGUCCUGCUCCCCGUGAGCAAGAUCAUCGACCUUCGCGGUCGGACGGAAGGCUUCAUCGGGUCCAUCUUUCUCAUAGUGAUCGGCAUGAUCAUGAAGGCGACCUGCCAGAACGUCGAGACCUACGCCGCAGCCCAGAUCUUCUACUGGGUGGGCAAGGCCGCGCUCGGCUUCGUCCUGAACGUCUUCGUCGCCGACAUAACCACGCUGCGGAACCGCAUGAUCAUCUUGACCCUCAACGGCACCCCCAUUCUCAUCACCACCUUCGCCGGCCCGGAGAUCGCCCAGCUCUUCUAUGAGCACUCCAACUUCAGGUGGGCUUUCGGGGCUUGGGCCAUCAUCUUGAUCGGGUUUUCGGUGCCGGUCAUCGGCAUUCUCUUGUUCCAGGAGCGCAAAGCCAAGAAGGCUGGCAUAGUCCGACAGAAGUCGGGGCGCACGCUUGCGCAAUCCGUCAAGUAUUAUUUUGUGCACUUUGAUGUCGUGGGAAUGACUCUCAUCGGAGCAGGGUUUAUCCUGUUCCUUCUGCCAUUCAGUCUGGUGUCUAGUGCGAAGGCUGGAUGGGAGACACCCCAUAUCAGCGUCAUGAUUGUUCUGGGAGUGGUCUGCCUCGUCCUGUUUCUCGCUUGGGAAAGAUGGUGGACGCCGAUCAGGUUUUUCCCCUUCGAAGUUCUGAACGACAGGACUGUCAUCAAUGCGGCAUUAACACACGCUCUCAUGUUCAUGACAAUAUUUAUCUGGAAUGCCUAUUACAGCUCCUACAUCCAGGUUGUUCAUGGUCUCAAUAUUAGAGAUUCUAACUACGCACUCAAUGGUCUUGCGCUUACCUCAUACUUUACCGGACCGUUCAUAGCUCUAUACAUCCGAUAUACUGGUCAUGUCAAGUACCCAGCCCUAGCUGCCAUUCCCAUUUACCUCUUGGGCACAGCUCUGAUCGCGUACUUCCGAACUCCUAGCACCAAGAUAGGGUACGUCGUGAUGUGCCAAGUGCUCAUCGGAUUCGGCUCCGGGCUGCUGACCGACACGUCGCGGCUUGCGGUGAUGGCGGCCGUGCAGCACCAAGAUGUCUCCCUGUCUCUGGUCAUCCACAGUCUGUUCACGUCCAUCGGGUCCGCCGUGGGCUACGCCAUCGCCGGCGGCAUGUGGACGAACAUCCUCCCGUACAAGCUCGCGGAGCUCCUCCCCGAAGACGUCAAGUCGCAGUCGUGGGAGAUCUACGGGGACAUCACGAAGCAGCUCCAGUAUCCCAUCGGCCACCCCGUUCGCGACGCGGUGAUCCUGGCGUAUGGCGACGUGGGCAGGAAGAUGGUCAUUGUUGGCGCGGCACUCACUCCUCUCAUGAUCAUCACUGUCCUCUUCUGGAGAAACAUCAACGUCAAGGACACCGAGCAAGAGGAGAAGGAAGCCCGAGGCAACGUGUUGUAG